Molecule: messenger RNA, 1953 nt
Organism: Paramecium pentaurelia
Lineage: Eukaryota; Ciliophora; Oligohymenophorea; Peniculida; Parameciidae
Source: the annotation of a GenBank genome assembly
AUGAAGUAACAUUUAAAGCUUGAUUUACUAAUGAUAGUGAUGUUCAUUAAGGAGGGAAGGUAAAUGUGCAAAAUUAAAAAAUUUUCACUGUGGUAGAGAUGAAGAUGAUGAACCUGAAAAUCACAAUAGAUAUAUUCAUUUAGAUGGCAUUGAGCUAUUAAAUUCAUAGAUAGUAGAGGAGCUAGUGGAUCCAAAUGUGAAAUUGCUGAUAUAGAUUAUAGAGGAGGGAUUAAGAAUGAUUCAGAUAAUGAAACUACAUACUCCAACAUUUUUUAAGUUUAGGUCAAGGGAAUUUAAGUAUUUGCAGAAAAUGCUUAUACUUCUUUAGACGCAUAAUAUCUUGUUAUUAAUAGUGGAACUUUCUAAAUUGGUACUAAAGCAAUUCCAAAUUAACAUAAUGUUAAAAUUACAAUCAGAGGUGAGGAAAGAGCAAAAUAAUAUCCAAAUAUGGGUAACAAAAUGAUUGGUUGCAAUCAAUUCAAAAUCGAUAGAACACCAUCAUGGACUUUAUUAUCCUAAACUACAAUUAAUGAUAGUACUAUAACUGUAGAUGAAGCAGUAAAUUAACUAGAUGGAGAUCAAAUAAUCAUUACAUCCAGCAAUUAAGUCUAAAGCAAAGCUGAAGUUAGAAAAAUUCUUGCACUAUAUAGUGGUACUAUUAUCAUGGAGUUCAUAUUUACAUUUAAGGAAAACAAAAUGAAGGCACUGAAGCAAGAAUUGAAAAUGUAGAAAAAGUAAAUAGUGGUCAAUAAAGAUAUUUAAAUAGAUUCCCAAUUAAUUUCAAUAAUGAUGGAGUAGUUUCAAACUCAUAUACUAGAAACAAUUCCAUUCAAAAUUCAAAUACUCGUUGUGUAGGAUUUAUAAAGUGUAUCACAUUUGGAUGUUACAUAUAACAUUUGCUACAACGGUGUUGGCCAUGCUAUCUACAUUUAAAAUGGUAAUGAAAUGUAUAAAACUUUUGAACACAAUCUUGUAGCUGUUGUUAAAUCAACUUGGUAAUUAUAUCAAUCAGAUGCAACAGCAUCAGCCUUUUGGAUUACAAAUUCUAUCAAUAUAUUUUUCGAUAAUAGAGUAGGUGGAGCAGAAUAGUAUGAAUUCUAUUUAGCAUUUAAAUCAAAUCCUUCUGGUGUUGCAUCUACAAGUGAUGUUUGUCUAACUUGUGUACCAUUUUUGAACUUUAUUAAUAACGCUGCCCAUUCAACAGGAAGAAUUGGAUUAAGAAUUGGAACCUUUAUUUCAAAAGUUGCUCAAUGUGUUUCUCAUAGAAAUAAUGCCUUAGAUGAUCGAUUUAGAGCUAAUCCAAGUGUCUAAACUACAUUAUCAGGACUUAUAACAUGGGCAAAUGCUUAAAUUGGUGUUUUAGCAGAUAAUUUAGGAAAUGUUUUGAUUGAAAAUGUAUUGAUUGCAAGUUCAAAGAUUGCUGGUUAUCAACAACAUAAAGCUAAUUUCUCAGCUGAAGAUACCACUAAUAGAAACUUUGUUAUUUUUGAUUCACAAACUAAUACUGGUUUGAUAGUGCCUAGAGCAAAUGGAUUCUUGGCUAACACAGUCAGAUUUGCAAACUUCCAAGGUACAUCAACCUUGAAUGAAUUAUGUUCAGCUUGCAAGAAUUAUUUGGUUUGGGUAACAGGAGGAAAGAAUACUAACAUUAAAGGAAUUAAGAUGAUAAAUUCUGCAAGUGCAAGAAUUAUUCAUUGGAACAUCUUUUGGGAUUUAGAUGGUACUCUAACUAAUCUACCAACUGGAACCUAAAUUGUUGGUACAACAGUUGGUUAAGUCUAUCGAUCAUGUCAUCUUAAUACAUAAGUUCUCAAGAAUCUGGUCUUGUAUUCAGAUUCAACUAUACUGUUUAAAGAGAAACCUUUGAUGUUUAUAAAACAGAAAUCACAAAUUCCUUUCAAAUUACAUUUAAGUUUCAGAAAUUCCAAAUCCAAAUACUUGUAACAAUUGUGA